Molecule: messenger RNA, 1428 nt
Organism: Aspergillus affinis
Lineage: Eukaryota; Fungi; Ascomycota; Eurotiomycetes; Eurotiales; Aspergillaceae
Exons: 2
Coding region: 1-1428 (475 amino acids)
Source: RefSeq, a predicted model, not a curated record
AUGCCUCCUCAACAGUAUUCGUUGGCCGAUGUUCUGUCCAUCGCACAGAUUCAUCCUUUCUACCGGGCGGAUAUCCAGUACCCUCCUGAUGCGGAUGCCAUCCACCAUGUGCUCUCAUCUGCGACAAAGCCGCAGGGCUCUGAUAUCCUGAUCCAGCCGCUUUUAGAGAAGAAGUCUAUCUACCAGGCCGUGGAACGACUUGUCCAAGAUACCAGUCUCGAGAACACGUACCGUCGGAGCUCCUAUCUCAGUAUAACCGGUGGUGGAAGUGGAGGGCAGCCAAUGCUGUUUGCGGUCGAUGUACAUGAGAAUCGUCAACAACGUCUGGAAAUGGGACGCUUUCUGCGUCUUUGUCGAAUCGUUGAACCGGAAGACUGGGUGAUGUCUACUCACGCGUCUGGUGGAUUCUAUCGAUCCCUGGAUCUCAUGACAGAGGUUAUAGAGAACGCCGGGGCGACAGUCCUCAGCGCAGGGAAUUAUAUGUCUCAGCAAGACUUGAUUCAAGCUCUGAUCCACUUUCACGUUACCGUCUUAACAGGGGAUGGCAGCCAGGUGGUGCAGCUUGUCCAUAGCAUCUCCAACUUGCCUCCUGACGAACGCGGUCGCCUCGCCCUCCGUAAGAUUAUUUAUACCUCGGAGCCUCUCACCAGGCCCCAACGCACGCUCAUACAUAACACUCUCCCGCAUGCUACCAUUUACUCUGUCCUGGGAAGCGCGGAGGCCGGACCCUGGGCUAUUGGUAAUCCUGAUCUCACCGGUCACGACGAAGAUGGCACUGAAGCGAGCUUUAUCUUUGACACUCGCAAUAUGCACAUUGAGAUCCUGCCCCUGUCGCUUAUGGAUAACCCGUCACCAUCCCAGCUCCCGGUUCCUCUGCCCUUGGGGACGCCAGGGAUCAUCGUGCAGACGUCUCUGCAGCGACUACGCAACCCUCUCGUCCGGUACAUCACCGGCGACGUUGGAUCGCUCGAGCCUCUCCCAGACUUGACCGCGAGCUUCAUCCCGGACACAGAGCGGCAACAUCUCCGGAUGCUGCGCAUGCGCGGACGCGACCGUCGGUUCAGUUUCAAAUGGUACGGCGUGUACAUCGAGUUCGAGAAUCUGCGCAAGUUCAUGCAGACGGCCGAGUUUGCCAUUGUUCAGUGGCAGGUUAUUCUAGAUCGAUUGCCCGAGAGUCCCCAGACCACUCUCGAGGUGCGUCUUCUGACAGCGCCGCCUGAGGACCAAAAGGUUGUACACGAGGAGAAGCUAUCCAAGGCUGUGGGUGAUUUCUUCUUGGCCUUGCCGGAGAACAAACACCUUUAUCGGCUUGUAUUUGUGGAUAGACUGGGUGAUUUUGAACGAAGUAGUACGGCUGGGAAGGUCAUUAAUUUUGUAGAUCGGGUUCAUCAUAAGGAUGCCGUAGAUAUGUUGAAUGGUCAACGAUAG